Molecule: messenger RNA, 1678 nt
Organism: Vitis riparia (riverbank grape)
Lineage: Eukaryota; Viridiplantae; Streptophyta; Magnoliopsida; Vitales; Vitaceae
Product: enolase
Exons: 17
Coding region: 71-1408 (445 amino acids)
Biological process (GO): glycolytic process
Cellular component (GO): phosphopyruvate hydratase complex
Molecular function (GO): phosphopyruvate hydratase activity; magnesium ion binding
Source: RefSeq, a predicted model, not a curated record
AAAUUAUUUUCUCGGAGAACAAACAAAACAAAAGCAAACAAGGAAAGCUCGUGAGAUCGAAGUGACGACAAUGGCAACCAUCAAGGUCAUCAAAGCUCGACAGAUCUUCGACAGCCGUGGAAAUCCCACCGUUGAAGUUGAUGUUACGCUCAGUGAUGGAACUUUUGCGAGGGCUGCUGUCCCAAGUGGCGCUUCAACAGGUAUCUACGAGGCUUUGGAGUUGAGAGAUGGUGGAUCUGACUUCCUUGGGAAAGGUGUCCUCAAGGCGGUGGAAAAUGUGAAUGCAAUCAUUGCACCUGCUUUGAUUGGAAAGGACCCAACAGAGCAGGUUAAGAUCGACAAUUUCAUGGUGCAACAGCUUGAUGGAACAGUUAAUGAAUGGGGUUGGUGCAAGCAAAAGCUUGGAGCAAAUGCUAUAUUGGCAGUGUCACUUGCCGUGUGUAAAGCUGGAGCUAUGGUGAACAAAAUUCCCCUUUACAAGCACAUUGCUAAUCUUGCUGGAAACAAAAAGUUAGUGCUGCCUGUACCUGCAUUCAAUGUUAUCAAUGGAGGUUCUCAUGCUGGCAACAAACUAGCCAUGCAGGAAUUUAUGAUUCUCCCACUUGGGGCAUCUUCUUUCAAGGAAGCUAUGAAGAUGGGUGUAGAAGUAUACCAUCAUUUGAAGUCUGUAAUUAAGAAAAAGUAUGGUCAAGAUGCAACCAAUGUUGGUGAUGAAGGUGGCUUUGCUCCCAAUAUUCAGGAGAACAAGGAAGGCCUUGAACUACUGAAGACAGCUAUUGCAAAAGCUGGAUAUACUGGAAAGGUUGUAAUUGGGAUGGAUGUUGCUGCUUCAGAGUUCUAUGAUAACAAGGAUAAGACCUAUGACUUGAAUUUCAAGGAAGAGAACAAUGAUGGAUCACAAAAAAUAUCUGGAGACAGCUUGAAGAAUGUUUACAAAUCAUUUGUGAAUGAUUACCCAAUUGUUUCAAUUGAAGACCCAUUUGAUCAGGAUGAUUGGGAGCACUAUGCAAAGAUGACAUCUGAAAUUGGCGAGAAAGUUCAGAUUGUUGGUGAUGAUCUCCUUGUUACAAAUCCUAAGCGUGUGGAGAAAGCAAUCAAGGAGAAGGCUUGCAAUGCCCUUCUAUUGAAGGUGAAUCAAAUCGGUUCAGUAACUGAGAGCAUUGAAGCUGUGAAAAUGUCUAAACGAGCUGGCUGGGGUGUUAUGGCAAGUCACCGAAGUGGUGAAACUGAGGAUACUUUCAUUGCAGACCUUUCAGUUGGUUUGGCCACGGGCCAGAUCAAGACUGGAGCUCCUUGCAGGUCAGAACGCCUUGCCAAAUAUAACCAGCUUCUUAGGAUCGAAGAAGAGCUUGGAUCUGCAGCUGUGUAUGCAGGAGCAAAAUUCCGAGCACCAGUGGAACCUUACUAAAAUAUGACGCAGUCACCAAGCAAGUAUCUAAAUAAAUAAAGGAUAUAAUUUUGCAGUAAUCAAUAGUGUGUUUUUUCACCGGUAGAGAGAGAAGUUUGAACCUUUGAGAAGUAAGACAUAAUCUUCCCAGUAGUUGCGGAGGAUGCUUUCGAGCUGUUUUUACCCCCCUUGAUGUUUUGAGAUCGACUCCUUGUGUUUUGAAUAUAUUAUGAUGUGGUAUUUUCCUGAGGUGGUUCUAGGUUUUAUAAUGCAAUGAUUUUGUUGCCUUCA